Messenger RNA from Leptopilina boulardi, 1667 nucleotides. Its product is annotated as facilitated trehalose transporter Tret1-like. Gene Ontology annotation, biological process: transmembrane transport. Lineage: Eukaryota; Metazoa; Arthropoda; Insecta; Hymenoptera; Figitidae. The transcript is spliced from 2 exons. Gene Ontology annotation, cellular component: membrane. The record is from RefSeq and is a predicted model, not a curated record. Gene Ontology annotation, molecular function: transmembrane transporter activity. Bases 65 to 1564 code for a protein of 499 amino acids.
UAAAAUUUUAUUUACAUUUGAAACAACGGAAUAAGAUGAUUGUCAUUUAACAAGUUAAAAUUAAAUGAUGAACAUGACAAAAAAAUCGGAAAUAUUAAAAAAAAAUAAAAGUGAAUACAAAAGUAUAAAGGGAGAAUUUUUGGAAGAUGAAAAAAAUUUUGAAAAAGGAAAUCGACAUCUUCAAUAUUUAGCUUCUAUUAGUGUAUCAUUAUUGUCAAUGACAUGUGGAACAAUAUAUACAUGGACAUCGCCAGCAUUGCCUUAUUUAAGAAGUAAUAAUUCAGAAAUUACAUUAAAUGAAACACAAAUUGUAUGGAUAGCAACAUUACCUGAUAUUGGUGCAUUUUUUGGUAAUGUGGCAAUGAUAUUUGCUUUAAAAAAUUUUGGACGAAAAAAUUGGAUUUUAUUUUUAGGCGCACCACAUAUAUUAUUAUGGUUAAUGAUAAUAUUUGCCAAUGAUAUUUAUAUGUUGUGUAUACCACGUUUUAUAAGUGGUGUAAUUGGUGAUCUUGGAUUUAUGUUAUUACCAAUGUAUAUUGGUGAAAUUGCCGAUAAAGAUAUACGUGGUGUAUUAUUAUUGUCAAUUAAAUUAUUUUCAAAUAUUGGACAUAUGUAUGUAAAAACAAUUGGUGCAUUUUUUUCAUUUCAAAUAUUGAAUAUAAUGAUGUUAUUUGUGCCGUGUUUAUUUUUUAUAACAUUUCUAUUUAUGCCCGAAAGUCCAUAUUAUUUAUUAUUAAGAAAUGAAAAUGAUAAAGCAUUAAAGUCAUUGAUGAAAUUAAAAGGUGUAAAAAAUGAGAAAACAGUGAUAAUCGAAUUGAAAAGAAUUCAAAAUGCCAUUGAUGAAACACGUGAAAAUAAAAAAUGGAUGUUUCGUGAAUUAUUUUUUGUUAAAGGUAAUAGAAAAAGUUUAAAAAUUGUACUUAUUGCAUGGUUAACAAAAUUUUUGUGCGGUGCAACGGCUAUUAAUUCAUUUACACAGGAAAUAUUAGAAGCAACGGAAAUUGAUAUAUCACCAAAAAUUUGUGCAAUGAUACUUGCUAUUAUUGAAGUAGUAUUAACAUUAUCAGCAACAUCAAUUAUUGAACGCGCUGGUAGAAGAUGGACAUUUUUAUUGUCUGGUUUAUUUUGUACAUUAGGUUUAAUAAUGGUGGGAUUAUUUUUUUUCUUAAAAUUAACAAUUAAUGUUAAAUCAUAUUCAUGGUUACCAUUAAUUGGUUUAAUUAUUUAUCAAAUUUCCUUUUCAAUGGGAAUUGCAUAUAUUCCAAUUAUAAUGUUAGGCGAAAUGUUUUCAAUUGAUGUUAAAAUGCCAGCAAUGUUUUGUCUUAAUGUUUCAAUGAGUUUACUUUUAAUUGGUAUUAAAGUUGCAUUUCAAAAAUUAAAUAAUAUCAUUGGAAUUUAUACAAUGUUUUGGAUAUUUGGCAUUUGUUGUAUUUUAGGAUCAAUUGUAUUUUUUAUAAUAACACCUGAGACUAAGGGUAAGACACUUGAAGAAAUUCAAGAUCGUUUACAUAAAAAAGGAAGUGUGAUAAAUAAAGAAAUUAUUAUAUCAUCCGAAGUAUAUUAAGUAUUAUGUUGUUGUUUUUUUUUCUUCUUCGUACUACCUCAUGAGAUUUUUCAUCGUUAUUGUAUUUAAAUUAUUUUCAAGUUUAUUAAAAAUAUUUUUGUCA